AACAAUGUCGGAUAUUAUAAGCAUCAGUUUGAGGAAGCCUUUUGAAAAAUACAUUAGAAUGUGUUAACUGCUUGCUGUGUUACGUGGACUCAGGUAUGAGCAUUGAGUACGAGUAUGUUUUAUGUCAGAUUCAUUUAAUUACUAUGUCCAAAGACUCAAGGAUACAAAAAUCUUUUAUAUUUCUCAUUAUUAUUCUUUAAUUUUACAGGAUAAAAUGGGGUUUACAAGGUGACAUAAAACAUUUCAUGCAUAAUAUGGGAGAUUUAUGCGUAGCUAUGUGGAAAACUCGAAUUGUUCAACAAGCUUGUUGGUUUAUUCCAACAACAUUGACUCUUGAUUCAGGAGUUACGAGGCCACCAUCACUUUUAAGUGAAACUGAUUUACUAAAUUGUAUGGACAAGGCGGGCAUUGGCGCAGAUGCCACAAUGCAUGAUCACAUAAAAAAGCUGCUUGAUCGAUUUUAUGCCACCAAAGACUUCAACACUCGUUUCUCACCAACCAAUCUUGGUGAGGCACUAGUUAUGGGAUAUGAUGACAUGGGUUAUGAACUUUGGAAACCAUAUCUUCGAGCUAUGAUGGAGAAUGACAUGAAAGCAGUUAGCAUAGGGACAAAGAGAAAAGCUGAGGUUUUGUCAACAUGCUUGGAGCAGAUGAAAGCUUGCUUCUUAGAUGCAACAAAAAGAGAUGCAUUCUCUUUGUAGUCAACACUACUAAGAGAGUGAGAGAGCAGAGACGAAAGAAGGAUGAUUAUGUAUUCUUUGGCUAUCUAUUCCACUGUCUCCUUUUUCAUUCAAUUCACAGCGGAGUUACUUCAUCUCUCUUUCUCCUUUUCCUUGGUAUUCAUCUUUACUUUUUUCUUUUAUAUGUGUAAAUCAAUCUGCACAAGUUCACUAAAUCUCGAAGUUUUUUUAAUCUCUAAAGGAUCCUUCCUUUUGUAUUUGGAGAGAGAUUUAGGCCUUGUUUGGUUUGUGUUUCUCAAAAAAUUUUGGGAAAAAUUCUCUACAAAUAAGUU
Messenger RNA from Camellia sinensis, 1012 nucleotides. NCBI's taxonomy places the organism in Eukaryota, Viridiplantae, Streptophyta, Magnoliopsida, Ericales, Theaceae. The record is from RefSeq and is a predicted model, not a curated record.